AUGUUUGGAGACCACACUGCUGCCCUUGACGUCAUGACGCUCCUGAACACCAUGGCCGUCACGGCCCAGAAUACAUCGUUCGGAGCCGACAACUUUUACCGUAGCAACAACGUCCAGAUCCAGCCCAUCAUGUUCCCGACCCUGUACCGUACCGACGUCGCGGGCAACCUCUUCCUCCCGCGCAACCUGAGCCGCAGCGUCGAGAAUCCCGUCAUCGUUGUCGGUCACCCUAUGGGCGCUGUCAAGGAGCGAAGCGCCAAUCUUUACGCGACCAAGCUCGCUGAGGACGGCUUCGCCACCGUCUCUAUACACCUCCCCCACUGGGGCGGAAGCAAAGGCGAUCCGCGCAACGCCGUCUCGGCCGAAUACUAUGCGGAGGCAUUCAGCGCCGCCGUUGACUACCUCGGCCUCCAAGACUUUGUCAAUCCCAGUAUGUACGACAUGGGCGCCGUCACCCGAAACGGGCUCGAAAAUUCGCAGACACUCGCCCAACGGGAGCUUUUCGAGGCUGCCGUAGCUCAGCGUUGGAACGAGUCCGAAGGCGCGGAGCCCGAGUUGGUCGGCGGCACCGUGAACAGGCGCCAGGACGCUACGGAUCCUAUUCAGCAAGAGUUCCAUGACUUCUACUGCACCACUCGCGGCGAGGUGGCUCCUCUCGGUGCUUUGCCGAGUACAAUGACACACCCGAUGCACGCAAGCCAAGUCAAGUUCCUCAACUUCUAUCCUGUCAAUGAAAUUGACACCAUCUCGCCCCGUCCUUUGCUCUUCAUCACCGGCGAUCAAGCUCAUUCGCGCGAAUUCAGCCAGGAUGGCUACAAUCGUGCUGCCGAGCCAAAGGAACUGAUCUGGGUCCCUGGUGCUGGCCAUGUCGAUCUCUAUGACCGCGUGGAGCUUAUUCCAUUUGACAGACUUGGCCGAUUCUUCAGGAGCAAUCUGUAA
Molecule: messenger RNA, 939 nt
Organism: Emericellopsis cladophorae
Lineage: Eukaryota; Fungi; Ascomycota; Sordariomycetes; Hypocreales; Bionectriaceae
Exons: 2
Coding region: 1-939 (312 amino acids)
Source: RefSeq, a predicted model, not a curated record